Messenger RNA from Fusarium graminearum PH-1, 1143 nucleotides. RefSeq lists its product as uncharacterized. The transcript has 2 exons. NCBI's taxonomy places the organism in Eukaryota, Fungi, Ascomycota, Sordariomycetes, Hypocreales, Nectriaceae. The record is from RefSeq and is a predicted model, not a curated record. The coding region runs from base 1 to 1143 and encodes 380 amino acids. Gene Ontology annotation, molecular function: pectate lyase activity.
AUGUCCGUCGCCGCCAAUGUCGCUGGCUGUGCCGACGUGAACGAUUCUUCGUCUGUCCCCGAGUGGGCUUCUGGUUGCUCUAAGAAGAGCUUGAUCAAGGAGUGCGAUUGUCAGUACACCGCCGGCGGUGACGCUGAAGCUCCCGCGCCAGAUCCCGCCUCUACUACUCUUGCUACUCGCGUUGCUUCUGCUGUACCCGAGGCUACAGCUGCGAAGCCUGUUGAGUCUGCUCCUGAUGCUGGCUCUGCCGCUGGAGGUAGCUGUGGUGCUGCUAAGGUUGAUCAGCUUGUUGGUUAUGGAGAUGGUACCACUGGAGGUUCUGGUGAGCCUGUUGUCGUCAAGUCUUGCUCGGAGCUCAAGUCUGCUCUUAAGAACAGUGGCGUUAUCCACAUUGAUGGCCAGCUUAGCGGCUGCGACAUCAUGGAAGUCCCCAGCGACACUACCAUCGCUGGAAUCGGUGCCAACUCUGGUCUCACCGACAGUGGUUUCCGUAUCAAGAAGGUCAGCAACGUCAUCGUGCGAAACCUCAACAUGCACAACCCCCCUAAGGAAAUGGAUCUCAUCGACAUUGAGAGCUCAACCUACAUCUGGAUUGACCACAACGUCUUCUCAUCCGAGGGCAUCACCGGCGACAAGGACUACUUCGAUGGUCUCCUCGACGCCAAGCGUGGCUCCGACUUCCUGACCUUCUCAUGGAACAAGUUCGUCGACCACUGGAAGGCCAGCCUGAUCGGACACAGCGACGACAACGGCUCCCAGGAUACUGGUAAACUGCACGUCACAUACCACCACAACUACUGGAGCAACAUCAACAGCCGCGCCCCUUCCAUCCGCUUUGGAACCGCGCACAUCUACAGCAGCUGCUACGAGGACCUUCCCACGUCUGGAGUCAACUCUCGCAUGGGCGCCAAGGUUUUGGUUGAAGCGACUGCGUUUGUCAACGUGAAGAAGUCCAUCAUCACUAACCUUGAUUCUCGAGAGGAUGGCUUCGCGGUUGAGAAGGAUAACCUGUUUGAGAACAGUGAGCCGGCUAUUACUCAGGAGCAGGAGUUUACGCCUCCUUACGAGUACACUGUUGACUCUGCUGAUUGCAUUUGUGAGCUUGUCAAGGCCAAGGCUGGUACUGGUGUCAUCACUGCUUAG